GAGUGCGGGGGAGACGUAGAAGAAAGACUACUCCUAAAGAUAAAGAGAGAUAGGCUACAUCUUUAAUUACAAUUGAGCAAAUACUCUUUCAAAUCACACAGCCAUUAGAUGAGUUUUAAAAUUACAAUUAUUGGACUUAACUACAAACUAAUGUAUAAGCACAGCAACAACAAAACCCCUACUUUUGCAAUGACCGGACUUCUCUAGUGGUUCAUUUUUAAACAUACCUCUACUCAUUGGUUUUCAUUUUACAAGACAAAACUUUCUGCUGGACGGGAAUUUGCAGCAAAACAGAGAAAAAAAUGACGCUCACGUCAAAGGCUCCAUGUUUCAAAUCUAAGUUCAUCACUGCUGAGCUGGCUCGUCUGUUCAGCCAGUCGGACAGUGAGGAGGAGUUUGAAGGUUUCAGCGAAGAGGAGGAAGAAGAGGACAGACGAUCUUUUAACAAACGGCUAAAGACCAAGAUGGUGGAUUCAGAGGACAGCGAUGUGGACACAGGCUUCUACUCUGAUGGCGAGGAUGCCGCUCCACAAAAGAGGAAGAGUCUUUUAGUUGCCCUGAGGUUUCCCGUCAAAAGACUGUCUACCCCCAAACAGAAACUGCAAGAGAAAAAUGUCAAAAAGCCAGUCAAAGAAACUCCUCCUUCUCAAAGAGUCCGAGGAAGGCAGAGGAUGAAGCAGCAGCAGCAGCAGCAGCAGCAGCAGCAGGAGGAGGAGGAGGAGGAGGAGGAGGAAGACAAAGAGGAGGUCUUGACUCAGAGCCUACGGAAACGAGACAAGAACAUCCAGGAAAACAAGGCCAUGCUGGCUAAGCUGUUUGCUGAUCUGAGCACCAUAGCUGACCUCACUCCGCCCACCACCCCUCAAAAGAAAAAGCGUGCGCCAGAGAAAGCGACGCCACGGAAACGCAAGUUUGAACCAGAGAUGGGGUCAAAAAGGAGGAACCCGUCGCGUAAGGCUCGUCCUCCUGAGAACUUUGCAGUGGAGGAAAAGAGCGAGCCACUAACCCACAGAAGCCCCAGGACUGUAGACAUCAGGAGACUGGUGGAGGUGGACGAAGAAGUCGGGGAGAAAAAGAAAAGGAGGAAGAGCCACAGCUCCAGGAGGAGCCAGUAUGACGUGAGGUCAGUUGACGAGAUCACCAAAGAAGACCUGGACAACGUAGCGUACCGCAACAAAGACAAGAUCUGGGACAAGGAGAACGGCAGCUCAUGUCACCAGUGCAGACAGAAGACUCUGGACACCAAGACAGUGUGUCGCAGUGGUUUCUGUGUAGGGGCCAAAGGUCAGUUCUGUGGGCCGUGCCUAAAGAACCGCUACGGAGAGGACGUACGCGAUGUGCUGCUCGACCCGACGUGGUCGUGUCCCAUCUGCAGAGACAUGUGUAACUGCAGUCUGUGUCGUAAGAAGGAGGGCCGCUGUGCGACUGGCUGCCUGGUGGGAUUGGCCCGGUACAACGGCCACGACAAUGUCCACGAGUAUCUGGAGAGCAUUCAGAAGGAUCUGCAGUAAAGUCCGGAGAGGAGAACCUGCUCGUACAGCUAGAACCCGGAGCAGGCUCUUGUGCUUCACAGUACCGUAGAACUCAUUUUAAUGCACAUUUUUAGGUUAGCUUUUAUCCAACUAGAGAAGCAAAAGCAAAACAUGUUUUUAUGUCACCUUAUAAGGCACAUACACUGUUUAAUAUGUUUUAUAUAUCCUGAUCCAAGCCUGCAUAAGAUGCAGGGAUGUUUUUGUUGUUUUAAAGUCUGUUCUCAGUUUUGAGUUGAAUACAUUCAUUUGAAUAUUUCUACUCCUGAUGUUCACUAGGGUUAACAAAUGUAAUGGUUAUUUUCUGUGUUAAGGAAGCAAAAGGAGCCUUUUUAUAAACCAACUACUUUUCUAAAAGUGAGUAACUUUACAGCAUUGAUGUCAGUUCACUGUAAAUUCUAAUAAAGAAUGGCAUUUUCUGAA
This is a messenger RNA of Sander lucioperca (pikeperch), 1952 nucleotides long. RefSeq names its product cell division cycle associated 7b (gene cdca7b). Gene Ontology annotation, biological process: regulation of DNA-templated transcription. The record is from RefSeq and is a predicted model, not a curated record. NCBI's taxonomy places the organism in Eukaryota, Metazoa, Chordata, Actinopteri, Perciformes, Percidae. Bases 303 to 1511 code for a protein of 402 amino acids. The transcript has 10 exons. Gene Ontology annotation, cellular component: nucleus.